CAGUUCCUUGUGCUACCGCUACACUCCAUGCUUCCAAUGUUUAACCAACGAGCAGUUUUUGAAAGGCCCCCUGUUGGAGUGCGCAAGAUUGUAUUAGCAACAAACAUAGCAGAGACUUCAAUAACUAUCGAUGAUAUAGUCUACGUUAUUAACGCCGGCAAUCACAAGGAAAAAAUUCAUGAUACAGGAAAGAAGGUUUCUUGUUUGAUGACGCAUUGGACAUCUCAGGCCAGUGUGGUUCAAAGACGAGGAAGGGCAGGUCGUUGUCAACCUGGUUUGUGCUUCAACCUCUUCACAAGACAACGUUUUGAACAUAUGGCUCAGUACCAGUCACCUGAAAUGCAAAGAGUUUCCCUCGAGGAGAUCGUCCUCCAAACAAAGAUCCAAUCUAUAGACGAAUCCUGCUCCGUACGGAAUUUUUUGUCUAAGGCUCUGGAUCCUCCAUCGCCAUUUGCCGUUCACCAUGCAAUAACACUGUUACAAGAGAUUGGAGCAAUGGACACAAAGGAACAAUUGACGCCGCUUGGUAGGCACAUGGCACAUUUACCCGUCGAGCCACGAAUAGCAAAAAUGAUUAUCUACGGUGCUAUUUUCAGGUGCUUGGAUCCAGUGUUGACCAUUGCAGCAUGCCUUAAUUAUAAACAUCCAUUUGUGUCGCCGCUCAACUUGCGAGAGCAGGCCGAUCAGUCUCGCAAAAGCUUUGCCGGUGACAGCAGAAGCGACCAUGUGGCGCUACUGAAUGCUUAUAAUGGAUGGUUAGAGGCAGUGAGCCGAUCUCAAGGAAAACAAUUUGCUCAGCAACGGUUUCUUCACUGGGGCACGCUCAAUAUGAUCCGCGGUACGCGAGACCAAUUCAGCCGCCUGCUUCAUGACUCGGACUUAGUUCCAAGCUCCAGCAGUGAUGACGCGGUCAACUACUUUUCUGGAAACAUGGAACUGGUUAAGGCUAUUUUAUGCGCUGGUUUGUUUCCAAAUGCUGUUAAAGUUGGUCUUGCCUUAGAAUCUAAAGGAAGGGGAGGAAAGAAGCGAGUCAGAGUUGGUUUCAGAACCAAAUCUGAUGGAAGAGUCGUAUUGCAUCCUUCCUCUGUCAAUUCUGAUGAGAAACAAUUUCUUAGCCAGUGGCUUGUGUAUCAUGACAAAGUGAAAUCCUCUCAAGUCUUUAUCCGUGACAGUAGUAUGGUCCACCCUAUAGCUUUGAUCUGUUUCUCUGGAAAGGACGUACGUGAAAUUCAUCAAGAACACGGCCCAUCAGUUCUGCAGCCCCGUGUUACACUGGCGGUGGGUGGGGACCAAUGGAUGGCGUUUUACUGCUCGCCAAGGCUUGCCCGAGUACUGCAGGCCAUUAGACUAGAGAUAAACAAGAUGGUAGCUUGUAGUGUUUCAGCUGCAGUUACAAAUAACGCGCUGUUUUACUACCACGGCAAGUUGAUGGAGACUGUGGUCUUGCUGCUCACCUUGCCAGUACAGAAACCUCUCUCGUCUUCGCCUUGGUAGCAAUGACUGCAGUGACUGCUUGAGUCAGCGUGAUACUGUUGGUAGUACUCCAAAGAACUCGAGACGUUUGAUACCCCCCACGUGUCCGUAAAUCUAGACGUUGGCUCGAAAAUAUUUAUUUUAAAAUUGCCAGACAAACACCAAUGAGCCUCGCGCAAACUGGCACAUUAAAUAUAGAGCCAGAAACAUCGCCACACAAUCGGUCUGAGGCUAUGAUUCCAUUGACCCAGUCAAUUUAUCCCAUAAGGUUUUAUUAGUAUGGAAAGUUCGCGCAGUGCUCUACAUCACGUACGUAUGGAAAUAAGAACUUUAUUCCUAAGGCCGAUGAAUUAAGAUUUAUGACGCUAUUUUACGUUUGCCAAACUUAAAAUAGCUUGACCUGACUGGCCUUUUUGGUUGUUCCCAAUGAAAACGACAGGUUAGGAAAAGAACCAAAAAUAUCAGAGUUACUUCGUAGGAUAGGAGGUUCGUCACCAGUCAAUAUUCCCUUUGCAUUUAGUUUCCCAAGCUAUCCUGGUUUUUGCUUGGUUUAUUUUUGCCUAAAUUUUUGUAAAUUUCUCUCACGCAAAUAAGGGUGCGUUUUCACAUGACGUCACCGCUUCCUUAACAAUGUACCAAGCCAAUCCUGUGGGAGUUUAAGUCUUGAUAUAUACAUAUUUCUUCUGUUCCAAUAAAUUUGUGCAACUACACAUCAGGUAAGUGAAGACCCUAUUUAUAAGUUGCAGUCGCAAAGAUCCUGGGAUAAGGAUACCCCCAUAUGAUGGUGCUUGGCGGGGUAAGGAGUGGGCCCAACUCAUUCAAGACUCCUCGGUUUCCGUUUAAUCUUAUCACAGUCGAUAUUUCUACGACUAACUGGUGCCGUUUUAGUCAAACAAAUAAAAUCAAGAGCUAUCGAGACCAGAUUUUCCUUUU
Molecule: messenger RNA, 2406 nt
Organism: Stylophora pistillata
Lineage: Eukaryota; Metazoa; Cnidaria; Anthozoa; Scleractinia; Pocilloporidae
Product: ATP-dependent DNA/RNA helicase DHX36
Cellular component (GO): intracellular anatomical structure; cytoplasm; nucleus
Molecular function (GO): G-quadruplex RNA binding; DNA helicase activity; RNA helicase activity
Source: RefSeq, a predicted model, not a curated record